CAUCUUACAUUUGUUUUGAUUAUAUCGUGCAGGUCUACCAUAAUGUCACGAAAGCUUCAUGUUGUUAAGAAACUUAACAGGAAUUUGUGUUUUUGAAGCAUUGUAUAUUAAACACAAUACUUAUUUCUUAAAAUACACACAAUUUGCGGUCAAUGUAACAAUGUGUCACUGCUGUAAAUACCAUAGAUUAGCCGUUAGCAACUCCGUCGUACAGUCGACCUAACUUCUAGUUUGCACCGUGUCAGCUGUUGCUGAUGAUACGAAGGUUAAGGAAUUUACGAACAGAAGUUUUCGAGAAGCACUCCUCAUCAUAUUUCAAAAAAGUUCGCUGUAAAUAUGGAAUCCACAGGAGAGUUAGAGGCAGUCACAAUGUGUGGUGAAAUCGACAUCAAAGAGGAAUCAGUAUUAACUGAUCCCAACUGGCAAUUGUUCGAAGAAACUGAACAUAUCUUCAUUAAGGAAGAGAAUGUUAAACUGGAAACCCUCGAAGAUCCUGAUGCACAUGAACCACUACAGCUGAAGAAAGAGGAAUCUCCGCCACAAGAAGAAACCAUUUCUCCACCUGAUGCAGUACACACAAAAAAAGAACCUGAGCUCCAGAAGGAAGUAGAGGCAUCAAGUUGUGGCAUUGAACCAAGAAGUAUGAUCCUCAUUGGCGCGGAGGACAACAACAGUGCCGAUGGCAGUGGCGGUUUGGCUACCAGGGUUGGAUUAGCUGCAGGAAAAGCCAACAUCGUACAGUGCACAACCAAGGCGGCAGUAUUCUCCACGCACAAAACUGGUACACGACAUCUUGCGUACAGCUGUGCCACCUGUAAGAAGAAAUUUGCACAUUUGCAGCACCUGGAAGAACACAAACAUAUAGACAGCCGUGAAUUUCAGCAUUCGUGCACCGUGUGUCACAAAACACUGAAAAGCAGCUCUACCUUGAAGGUCCACCUUCGUCUGCACACUGGUGAACGCCCGCAUCGUUGCGACGUGUGUCAGAAGGCGUUCACAACCAGCGGCGCCCUGAGAGCACAUUCACGUCAGCACACGGGUGAAUGUCCGUACACGUGUGAAGUGUGUCACAAGGUGUUCAGGAGCCAAGGCACACUGUGGAGUCAUUCGCGUCUGCAUACGGGCGAACGUCCUCACGUCUGCAAAGUGUGUCACAAGAAAUUCAUCAGUAAUAGCUGCCUGAAGAAACAUUCGCGAGUGCACAACGGCUUACGUCAAUUCACUUGUGACCUGUGUCUCAACAUAUUCACGGAAAAAGGUCUCCUUAAUAUGCACUCACAACCUUUCAGUUGCAGAUUUUGUCACAAGAAAUUCUUGUUUCCCAGCAGCUUGAACAACCAUGUACGUGUGCACACUGGGGAUCGUCCAUUCAACUGUUGCGUCUGCCACAAGACGUUCACCUUAAGUUCGAUCUUGGUGCAACCCUUGCAACUGCAUUCAGGCUAAUGCCCUUUUUGUUCUGACGCGUGCUGUAAGAGGUUAAUGAGCCGACGUUGCAUUGCGACAAACAAGAAGUUUGACAUUUUGGACAUGUCGUAAGCCUCCUGUUUGUACAAAUAGCGUUUAUUCUGAAACGUGAUAAAGUUUUGCCAUUCCUGUUACCUAUUGCGACUGACUGUCGUCACCAAGUAAACAGAGUUACUACAACUUUGUGAUACUCUUCGCUAGACACACAAACCUAGAGAACGCAGUCUGCAUUAGAAUGGGUGAUGAGUAUAAUUAUGGCUGCACCAGAAAUGAAGAUGAUAACGAAGACGUCCUAAAAGAUGUUUCAUAAAACUACAAUUGCCUGUGACUCAGUUCAUCAUUACUGUAAUAUGUAAACUGAAUAUUGUAGUUUGAGCACUGCAAUCCUAAAAGUACACUGACGGAAAAAAAUCGCUACACCAAACAGUAAUUAAUGUAGAGGAAUGAAAUUUAGGGAAUACAUUUACUAAGUAUAUCUACGUCAUUAACAUUGCAAAAAUGUUUAAGGUAAGCAAGAGAUAAGCCAUUGCAAAUAUGAAAUGCUGGUCCAUUAAUAACAGGUGUAAUCGCAAGAGUGUUGAAUGCAGGCAUGCAGAUGUGGAUGCAUUGGUGUUGCACAGGUGCUGGAUGUCAGUUUGUGGGUGAAGUUCCACGUCUUUUGCACUUGGUCGGUCAUUAGAGGAAUGAGUAAUGUUGUUUGUGAAUGAUGCUGGAGUUGUCGUCCGAUGACGUCCCAUAUGUUCUUGAUCAGAGACAGAUUUGGUGUCGAGCAGGCCAAGGCAACAUGUCCACAGUCUUGGUUUGAACGGCGGUAUGUGGACGAGUGUUAUCCUGUUGGAAAACACCCCCUGGAAUGCUAUUCAUGAACGGCAGCACAACAGGUCAUCAGACUGAUAUACACACUGUCGGUCAGGGAGCGUGGCAUAACCAUCAGAGUGCCCCUGCUGUCACACAAAACCACACCCCUGAUGACAACUCACAACUCCAGGUGUAUGUCCAGUGUGGCUAGACUGCAGACAAAUUGCUUGCAGGCUAUGGGCGGUCUGGCUCGGAGCUAUCCUUGAAGUACCGGUAACCGGUUUGUAACAGUUCGUUGUGUCAGUGUUGUGCAAACUACUGUGCAAAUUGCUGCUGCAGGUGCAGUACGACGCGACAGAGCCACACGCCGAACACGAUGGUCUUCCCUGUCCAUAGUGCCACGUGGCCGUCUCGAGCCCGCCCUUCUUUCGACCACACAUUCCCGUGGCCACUGCUGUCAGCAGUCACGUAUAAUGACUACAUUCCUGUCAGGUCUUUCUGCAGUGCCGCAGGAGAAACAUCCAUCUUCUCCUAGCCAUAUUACACGACCUCUUUCAAACUCAGUGAGGUGUUGAUAAUGGUGUUUUUGUCGCCUUAAAGGCAUUCUUGACUGACAUCAGUUCACUACAUCCAGUCUCACAGGUAACUAACGCUCACGAACGGUACAGCGUGUAUUUAAAGCAAACCUGAUUUUCAUCCGUAUGGUGGCACUACUAGCGCCAUUCUUACGCGACUGGCUCAAAAUUAGAAUAGACAUCAUCUUUCAGACGUGUAAACACGCCUACCAUCUUUCGUUUGUCACACAACUUCUUCUUGGUGCUGCAAUUAUUUUUGUCAGUGUGAUAAAAGUGUAAUCUUAGUAUAAUAGGUAUUUGCAGUAAGCUUAUUAUAUCGACUGCAGUUUGCUUCAUACGAUCAACCACAAAAGUGCAAAAUGAUCUAACUCGUGAAAUAUUCCUCAUAGCCAUAACUGUACUAUGUCAAGUUGAUUUAAAAAAUAUCAGUUCUUGUGCAUUGUCCACAAUUAAUAGUAUCAAACCUGUCUUGCCUUAGUAAGAACAGAAUACUUCAAGAUGUAAAGAAUUGCAUAAAACUUCCAUUUAGUUGCACAUCAGUAUCAAAAGAAAUAAAAAUGUGCAAAUACACGCUGAUAAAACUUUAGAUGCUACCACAUUUUGUUCUCUAAAGGGUAGUUCAAUCAGAAAAGCGCUUUAGUGGAUAAUUUGUGUUAGGCUAAUAUGUGAGCUGUUACAUCUGCUUGAUAAUGGUUACAAUAAUGGUCAGUUCACAAGGACUAACGAGGAUGGUGUCGUAUCACAAAAUUUGACAACUACGAGUGUUCUGUGUAUAAAACAGUUACUCCAGAGAGGAGACAAUAUUACAUGCCAGACAUACUUAUAUACCAGGUCGUUAUUAUUAAAAUGCAGCUACUGGCAGAGAUCCAACGUGGGCAGUAAUUAUCAUAUGGCAGCGAAACUUGGUAGAUAAAUUAAAUGCGUUAAUGUGUAACCUAUUUACGCUCUGGAAACAUUAGUUCCAAUUUUGGCCACCAGGUGCAAAUCUGGCUUUGUGAGUGCACGAAAGACGCAUAAAAUAUUUUCCUGCGUAGUGGGUUAGAAAUGGGUCAUGAGCAGAAAAGGUCAAGCGAGCGAGAAAGGCGUAACGGUGAUUUUAUUAACUGUCGAUUACACAACAUGUUCCAUAUGAGCAUCACACAGGUCAACGGGAUGCUAUACAGCGUCAAGAUUUGCACCUGGUAGCCAAAAUUUGAACUACUUUUUUUCGUUGUAAAUCGGUUCCACGUCAGCAUAUCUACCAAUUUUCGCUGCCUUACGACUUCGUGAGUACAUGCACUUCAGUUGCAACCAUCUGGUACACUAUAUGAUCAAAAGUAUUCGGACACCUGGCCGAAAAUGACAUACAAGUUCGUGGCGCCCUCCAUCGGUAAUGCUGGAAUUCAAUAUGGUGUUGGCCCACUCUUAGCUUGAUGACAGCUUCCACUCUCGCAGGUAAACGUUGGCGUUGGCGUUGGAAGGUUUCUUGGGGAAUGGCAGCCCAUUCUUCACGGAGUGCUGCACUCAGGAGAGGCAUCGAUGUCGGUCGGUGAGACCUGGCACAAAGUCAGCGUUCCAAAACGUCCCAAAGGUGUUUUAUGGGAUUCAGGUCUGGACUCUGUGUAGGCCAGUUCAUUACAGGGAUGUUAUAGUCGUGUAACGACUCUGCCAUAGGUCGUGCAUUAUGAAAAGGUGCUCGAUCUUGUUGAAAGAUGCAGUCAUCAUCCCCGAAUUGCUCUUCAACAGUGGGGAGCAAGAAGGUGUGACACGGCCACGCAAAACAACAGGGGGUGCAAGCCCCCUCCAUGAGAAACAUGAACACACUAUAACUCUACCACCUCCGGAUUCUACUGUUAGCACUACAAAUGCUGGCAGAUGACGUUCACUAUGCAUUUGCCAUACCCACACCCUGCCAUCGGAUCGGCACAUUGUGUACCGUGAUUCGUCACUCUACAACGCUUUUCCACUGUUCAAUCGUCCAAUGUUUACGCUCCUUACACCAAGCAAGGCGUCGUUCGGCAUUUACUGGAGUGAUAUGUGGCAUAUGAGCAAUCGCUUGACCAUGAAAUCCAAGUUUUCUCACCUCCCGCCUAACUAUCGUAGUACUUGCAGUGGAUCCUGAUGCAGUUUGGAAUUCCUGUCUGGAUAGAUGUCUGCCUAUUACACAUUACGACCCUCUCCAACUGUCGGCCGUUUCUGUCAUUCAACAGACGAGAUCGGUCUGAACACUCUUAUGCUACAUAUAUCCCUUCACAUUUCCACUUCAAUAUGACAUCGGAAACAGUGGACCGGGGGAUCUUUAGAAGUGUGGAAAUCUCACGUACAGACGUAUGACCCAAGUGACACCCAAUCACCUGACCACGUUCGAAGUCCGUUAGUUUUGCGGAGCGCCCCAUUCUACUAUCUGACGAUGUCUAAUGGCUACUGAGGUCGCUGACAUGGAGUAACUGGCAGUAGGUGGCAAUACAAUGCACCUAUUAUGAAAAACGUAUGUUUUGGGGGGUGUCCGGUACUUUUGAUCACACAGUGUAUAUGGUAUAGUUAGAAUUAAAGAGAUUCUCGGAGGUACUGGGCAGAUUAAAAGCUUAGAUUUAAAUCUUAAAAAAAGGUAUCAAGCAAAUAAUUAUAUGCACUUCAGUCACACAUAAGGAAACAAUGUGAACAUGCAUAAUGAAAAAUAAUGUGGCAGCAGUUUUGGAAAUUGAAAUUCAACCUCGAAGACUGGACGCAAUCAGUUUAAUUCUAAUUGUUGAAUUACGAUUGAUUUGUGUACAUUACACAGGCCCUAUAUAGUUUUGGUAGAAUGCUGCAGCGUCAAAAAGCAGUUCACUAUAUUCAGGUGGGGAUACUGACCCAUGUUAAAUGGCGAUAAGUGACAAUAAAAACUGGUGGAAUCGCUUUUCUUUAUUUAUAGGAUAUUGCUUGUAAUAUGGUUCGUAUAUAUGUAAUGGAGUGGCAGACAGUGUAGUUACCAGCUGCUAAUGUAUCAGAACGUUAUGAACCAGUCCAUAAUCAAAAACAGUGACUAGGUUGUACAUGACACAGAAAUCUUUCACGUCGAAUUUGUGAAGAAAAAAAAAAGUUGAAUGUCAAGCUGGAGAACAGCGGAACUGUUGAUUUUGUAUCAGAAACAAAAACCUGUAAUAAAUUUCAACUAAAUCUGUGAUGCACUUUUUCUGGGACCCGUUGUCAGUUAAAUAGCAGUUGCAGGCAUCUUAUACCAACAGCUGUUUCACAGCCCAUGAUUCUGCAAUAGUUUUUGUCCGCUCGUAAGCUGCAUCGUUAGUGGUCAUAUUACAGAAGGCAUGCUUUGUUGUACUCCGCCAUUUUUUCUGCUAACUGUUGCUAUAGUGCUAACCUGUUGUAUGUUAGAUAUGUUCCUGUUCGUGAAGUGUGUAUAUAAAUUAAUUUAAAUGAAUGUUUCCAUUAUUUGUAAUUUACAUAAUUUAUUUUAUUUAUCGUAUGAUGAUACAGAGCUUGGGUCAAAUAUAAAAUUUUAAAAGUAUACAGUGUAAGAGAUGACAAGCAAAAUACAGGUACAGAACCAAA
Molecule: messenger RNA, 6368 nt
Organism: Schistocerca serialis cubense
Lineage: Eukaryota; Metazoa; Arthropoda; Insecta; Orthoptera; Acrididae
Product: zinc finger protein 679-like
Exons: 7
Coding region: 337-1446 (369 amino acids)
Biological process (GO): proteolysis; regulation of transcription by RNA polymerase II
Cellular component (GO): nucleus
Molecular function (GO): aspartic-type endopeptidase activity; DNA-binding transcription factor activity, RNA polymerase II-specific; RNA polymerase II cis-regulatory region sequence-specific DNA binding
Source: RefSeq, a predicted model, not a curated record